Messenger RNA from Brachypodium distachyon (stiff brome), 2914 nucleotides. Its product is annotated as probable serine/threonine-protein kinase WNK8. NCBI's taxonomy places the organism in Eukaryota, Viridiplantae, Streptophyta, Magnoliopsida, Poales, Poaceae. The transcript is spliced from 4 exons. Gene Ontology annotation, molecular function: ATP binding; protein serine/threonine kinase activity. The record is from RefSeq and is a predicted model, not a curated record. Gene Ontology annotation, cellular component: cytoplasm. Gene Ontology annotation, biological process: protein phosphorylation; intracellular signal transduction. Bases 720 to 2657 code for a protein of 645 amino acids.
GCACAUAUAUCCAUCCCAAGAGAAUCCUCCAAAAUCGUCUUCUCCUGUUCCCAGCAAAUUCCUCUGCUAUUUGUCCUUGUCCUCUUCCAACUGCUUCUGUCACCUGUCCACAAAUGGAGCUUUCAGGGCAUGGAUUCUUCAAAUUUUCAGAACCUUGAAAUAAUCACCACAAGCUAGCUAGCUAUUGAGAGGAUUUGAGAUUUUCCUUUCCUGACAAGAAAAAUUCCACCUUUUCUUCUCCUUCUUCUUCUUCUUCCAAAAUCUAGCUAUGCCCAUCAGGAUUAUUCGGGAAUCAGAGGCCUGCCUGCCUGACAUGACAUGCGCGUGUCGAUUGAUUGAUUGAUCAGUAGUGCGUACACUGGCGGCCGGCAGGCAUGCGCAAUAUCAUCUCUCAAUCGAGGCAUCCAGUUCCAGCACUCAACCUGCAGUGAUAGUGAUCCACCAGCUUAAGUAUCAUCACCACAUAACUUGCUGCUUGCUGCUGGUUAUUGUCGUCGUUGGCGUCAGAUGAGUAGUACUGCGCUGCCGCCGUGGUUCGUCGACAAGGCGGCUGCAGUGGUUUCGCCGGCGUGGAUGAUGAUGAUGAUGCUGCGGCGGGGCUGGCUCCUCUUGGGCGUCUUCUUCACCUGCGACGGCAUCCACGGCGGCAAAUAAGCAGCUAGCAGUGUAUACAAUUUAGUAUCAGAGUACUAGUAGCUUCUUCUUCGUUUGCUGAAGCCAUGUCGAGCCCACGGUGGCCGGAGAGAGCACCGGCGGUGAGGAGCAACAGCGGCGACAAUGGAUACGUCGAGACCGACCCCACCGGUCGCUACGGCCGGUUGGAGGAGCUGCUGGGCAAGGGGGCGAUGAAGACGGUGUACAAGGGGUUCGACGAGGUCCGCGGCGUGGAGGUGGCAUGGAACCAGGCCAACCUCGCCGACGUCCUCCGCACGCCGGACGCCCUCCACCGGAUCUACUCCGAGGUGCACCUCCUCAGCACGCUCCGCCACGACUCCAUCAUCGCCUUCCACGCCUCCUGGCUCUCCACCACCACCUCUUCUUCUUCCUCCUCCCCGCGCGCCGGCGCCGGCGGCGGCCGGACCUUCAACUUCAUCACGGAGCUCUUCUCCUCCGGCACGCUCCGCUCCUACCGCCUCCGGUACCCACGUGUCUCGCUCCGCGCCGUCCGCGGCUGGGCGCGCCAGAUCCUCCGCGGCCUCGCCUACCUCCACGGCCACGACCCGCCGGUCAUCCACCGGGACCUCAAGUGCGACAACCUCUUCGUCAACGGCCACCAGGGCACCGUCAAGAUCGGCGACCUCGGCCUCGCUGCCGUGCUCCGCGGCGCCAGGGCUAGCGCCCACAGCGUCAUCGGCACGCCGGAGUUCAUGGCGCCCGAGAUGUACGACGAGGACUACGGCGUGCUCGUCGACGUCUACUCCUUCGGCAUGUGCGUCCUCGAGAUGCUCACCGCCGAGUACCCUUACUCCGAGUGCUGCAACCCCGCGCAGAUCUACAAGAAGGUCACCUCCGGGAAGCUGCCGGACGCCUUCUACCGGGUGGAAGACGAUGAGGCUCGUAGGUUCAUUGGAAGGUGCCUCGUUGCUGCCUCUGCACGCCCUUCUGCUCAGGAGCUCCUGCUCGACCCUUUCCUCUCCGCGCAGGACAACACCAUGAUCAUCACAUCGCCGCCGCCGCCGCCAUUGCUGCUGCCUUCUACCUUUUCGACGAUGACAUCUGGAGCAUCUGCUGGCCGGCAGCAGCAAGAUGAUGUUGAAGAGAAAGCAGCUGAGCCGGCAAGGACGGACAUGACCAUCACCGGCAAGCUCAACACGGACGACGACACAAUCUUCCUCAAAGUGCAGAUCGCCGACGAAAAAGGGCAUGCGAGGAACAUCUACUUCCCGUUCGACAUCGCCAGCGACACGGCGGCGGAGGUGGCGACGGAGAUGGUGAAGGAGCUAGACAUCGCCGACAGGGACCCCUCGGAGAUCGCCGCCAUGAUCGAGCAGGAGAUCACGAGGCUGGUGCCCGGCUACAGGCUCGGCGGCGGCAACGAGCAGCUGCCCGAGUGCUACACGUAUGCAGAUGAUGACGACAACGAGGAGCAGCCUCCGUUCUACUACCUCUCCUCUUCCCCUACCUCUUCCUACGGGUCUCGCUGCGGAGUGGGUCCCGCGGCAUCUCUGGGUUCCCCUGGCCCACACGGCAGACACGGUGGCUGGUUCCAAGAUUACCCGGCAAGCUGCAGCGACGAGGACGACACGAGCUCCACCACCUCCACGGGCUCCGCUCUGCACUACAACUCCUCCGAGGAGGCCCACCAGCCCGAAGAGAAAAAGCCCAGCAGCAAUAGCUCCUCCAAGACGGGCCAGGCCCAGGUGAAGCCCACAACCAGAUUCGGCCCCGGAGAGAGCAGCAGCAGCCCGAGAAGCCGAAGGCUGAGCCGGAACCGUUCGAUGCUGGAUGUGCGGAGCCAGCUGCUGCACCGGACGCUGGUGGAGGAGCUCAACAAGCGCAUGUUCUUCAACACCGUCGGCGCCGUCGAGAACAUCGGCUUCCGGCACAUCCCUGGAUACGGCGGCGGCGGCGGCGGAGGCUCUGGGGCGGCAACAACGUCGUCCUCCUCCUCGCGCGGCGUCGGCGGACGGAGAAAUGGCGGCAAGCUCAACAAUUAAUCAUCAUCAGUUAUAGCUCUGUGAUCACCUCAGAUCGAGCAGAUAAUUUAGCUCUGAGAUCAUUUUUGAUCGAGCAUAUAAUUCAUAUAUCUGUGAAGUGUCAUACAUGUAUGUACAUAUGUGUUGGUACGUAUGAAUGGGCAUGUACAAAUUGCUCAGCAAAAAUGUGCGUGUGCAGAUCGCUUAGCAACAAAAAAAAAAGGUGAUUACGCAUGUACACGUAAUAUUUUUUUUAUAAAAAAAACUGGAGUGCAUUA